AUGUCAUCGCUACUAUGCCACACCCGCCACUUGGCUCUGCGCCACUCUUCUGCCCGCACCAUAGCCACUGUCGCCUCUGAUCGGCCUUUUCGCGUUGGAAUCGUAGGUGCCGGACGUAUUGGCCAAGUGCAUGCUCAAGGGAUACAGCGCACAAGUGCUGUAGUUCACUGCAUUCAAAUACCGGCUCGCGAGAAUUUGCCCCACCGCGCCGAGAAAAUCGCCAAAAAAUUUGAACAGAUCAUCGAGGCUGCAAAGCACCAAAAGCAUAUCUUUUGUGAAAAGCCCGUGGAUCUUGCGCUUAACGUCGUCAACAAAGCUAUCAAAGCAACGGAAGAUGCUGGCGUAAAGCUAAUGAUUGGAUUUCAGCGCCGCUUUGACUCUAAUUUCCUUCGCAUCAAACAGGCUAUCGAUCGCGAUGAGAUCGGAAAGGUUAACAUGCUUCGCAUCACAAGUCGUGACCCCGGUCCGCCACCUGUGAGCUACAUCAACAGCUCGGGUGGAUUGUUUCGAGACAUGACUAUUCAUGACUUUGAUAUGGCGCGUUUCCUUGUUGGCGACGAAAUCGAAGAGGUCUACACGAUGGCCCAGUGCGUCAACCCAGACAUUGCUGCCGCGGGUGAUAUUGAUAGUGCCGUUGUGCUACUAAAGUUUUACAACGGUGUGAUUUGCUACAUUGAGAACAGUCGUGAAGCCGCAUAUGGAUACGAUCAGCGCGUGGAAGUUUUGGGCUCCAAGGGCUCUGUUCGUUGUGGCAACGCCUACGCCAAUCAGGUGGUAGUGUCUACGAACGAAAGCGUGCAUCGCGACUUGCCGGUACAUUUCUUCCUUGAACGCUACAUGGAUGCUUAUGUCGCAGAAAUGAAGGAGUUUAUUCGUGUUUGCACAAGUAACGCGCCAGUUUCUGUGGGCGGUGAUGCUGGUCGUGAGGCUCUUUUGUUGGCCCUUGCUGCAAACAAGUCUCUGGCAGAAAAUCGCCCUGUCAAGGUUGACGAGCUUCGUGCUUAA
Plasmopara halstedii is the source of this 1005-nucleotide messenger RNA. Its product is annotated as oxidoreductase. Bases 1 to 1005 code for a protein of 334 amino acids. Gene Ontology annotation, biological process: NADPH regeneration. Gene Ontology annotation, molecular function: nucleotide binding; oxidoreductase activity. NCBI's taxonomy places the organism in Eukaryota, Oomycota, Peronosporomycetes, Peronosporales, Peronosporaceae. Gene Ontology annotation, cellular component: cytoplasm. The transcript is spliced from 4 exons. The record is from RefSeq and is a predicted model, not a curated record.